AUGGCCAACACUCAUUUUAUCGCAUCUUCAAAACGACAUUGUUUCACUACUGCAGCCAAUGCCACUUCUCGUAGAAGCCAGCUGGCCCAUUGCUCGUUGCGAUUGGGUACUGUGAUCCAAACUGAACGACGAACAGGAGGCUACCAGCCUAGUCUUUGGGACUUCAACUCUAUUCAAUCGUUCGAUUUUGCGUAUAAUAAGGAACAAAAGCCACUAGAAAUGGCGGCGACUCUGAUUGAGCAAGUGAAGAUGUUGCUUCAACAGGAACAGCGUUUGGAGCUGAUUGAUGACUUGCAAAAAUUGGGUAUUUCUUGUCAUUUUCGCCACGAAAUUGCUCAAAUAUUAAACUCAAAAUCGAUUGUGCUAGAGCUAGCCAUAUUGGACAUCAACAAUGUUCAAGCACAAUUUCUACAAGAACUCAAAGAGACCUCUAGAUGGUGGGAGAAUACUGGGCUUGUUCAAGAGCUUCCAUUCAUCAGAGAUAGAAUAGUGGAAUGCUACUAUUGGACGACCGGAGUGGUUGAACGUCGUGAACAUGGAUUUGAGAGGAUAAUGCUCACCAAAAUAAAUGCUCUUGUUACAACUAUAGAUGAUAUCUACGAUAUUUAUGGCACACUUGAAGAGCUCGAACUAUUCACAGAGGCUAUUCGAAGAUGGGAUAUUGAAUCAAUUGACCAACUGCCCCCUUACAUGAAAGUAUGUUAUCUUGCGCUCUACAACUUUGUGAAUGAGAUGGCUUACUAUACUCUCAAGGAUAAAGGCUUCAACUCCAUCCCCUUUCUGCGGAAAACGUGGGUUGAUUUGGUUGAGACAUAUUUGAUAGAGGCAAAUUGGUACCACAAGGGGCAUAAACCUAGCUUGGAAGAAUACAUCAACAAUGCUUGGAUAUCAAUUGGAGGUGUCCCCAUUCUAUCCCAUCUUUUUUUCCGGCUGACGGAUUCAAUAGAUGAGGAGGAUGCCGAGAGCGUGCAUAAAUACCAUGAUAUUGUUUGUGCAUCAUGUACGAUUCUAAGGCUCGCUGAUGAUAUGGGAACAUCACUGGAUGAGGUGGAGAGAGGCGACGUGCCAAAAUCAGUUCAGUGUUAUAUGAAUGAGUACAAUGCUUCAGAAGAAGAGGCGCGAAAGCAUGUUCAAUCGCUGAUAGAGGAGACAUGGAAGACGAUGAAUAAGGAAAUGAUGGAUUCUCCAUUUUCAGUAUAUUUUGCAGAAGUUUGUGCUAAUCUCAGCAGAAUGGCACAGUUUAUAUACCAGAAGGAAUCUGAUGGAUUCGGAAUGCAACACUCAUUCGUUAACAAUCGGCUUGUAUCUUGGAUUCUUGGUCUAUUGUUAGAUUGA
This is a messenger RNA of Salvia hispanica, 1335 nucleotides long. Lineage: Eukaryota; Viridiplantae; Streptophyta; Magnoliopsida; Lamiales; Lamiaceae. The record is from RefSeq and is a predicted model, not a curated record.